GCCGCCUUCGCGGACCCUCCGGCAAGAACGUUCGGCUUUUGCGGCGCCCAGGCCUGGGGCCCGGCCGGGACGCUCGCCCGCACGGAGGUUCCGCGGCGCGGCUGGCCGGUCGCUGGCGUGGGCGCUGCCCAUGGCGCCGCCCCUGGCCCCGCUCCCCACUCGGGAACCAGACGGGGCCGCGCGUGAACGACGGAACCCCGUGAGGUUCGCGGACGUGGCCGUGUACUUCUCCCCCGAGGAGUGGGGGUGUCUUGGGCCCCCGCAGAGGACCCUGUACCGGGAUGUGAUGCGGGAGACCUACGGCCACCUGUGCGCCCUCGGAUUCCGAGGCGCCAAGCCCACCCUCAUCUCCUGGGUGGAGGAGGAGGCCGAGCUGUGGGUCCCCGAGGCCCGGGAUCCGGAGAUAGGAGAGUGGUCUUCAAGAGCAGAUCCAGAUACCAGAAACCAGGACGGGAAGGGAGAAUGCAAAGGAACCCUGACCACAAAGAAGAUCUUUUCUGCAUGUGUCAAGGGCCUUUCUGCUGGGUGCCCUAAUGGAUUGAAGCAACUCCCCCAGAGCUGUUCCCAACUCUGUGUCCCUCUCCCUGUCCCCCGUGCCGACCAGCGACAUGGUUGCUAUAUGUGCGGGAAGAGUUUUGCCUGGCACUCCACUCUGCUGCAGCACUUGUACACGCACAUGGGGGUGAAGCCCUUCUGCUGCUCUGAUUGUGGCAAAGUCUUCAGCCAGGCCUCUUCCCUCAACAAGCACCGGGCUUUCCACCUCGGGGAGCGGCCCCACCUCUGCCCAGACUGUGGCCGGACCUUCACCCAGCGCUGUAACCUCACGACCCACCUGCGGGUACACACGGGGGAAAAGCCCUACCGCUGUGCAGACUGCGGCCGCUGCUUCAGCCAGAGCUCUGCUCUCUGCCAGCAUCAGCGGGUGCACAGUGGCGAGACCCCCUAUCCAUGCCCAGACUGUGGCCGUGCCUUUGCCCAUGCCUCAGACCUUCGACGCCAUGUGCGUACCCAUACGGGUGAGAAGCCCUACCCGUGCCCAGACUGUGGGCGCAGCUUCCGACAGCGCUCCGAGUUAGUAGUUCACCGCCGCACGCACAGUGGUGAGCGCCCAUACCCUUGUCCUCAGUGUGGCAGGUGUUUCAGCCAGAAGUCAGCAGUGACCAAGCACCUGUGGGUCCAUAGACCAGGUGCUGGGGGACGCAGGGGACGUGUGGUCAGCAGGUUGCUUAGCCCCCUGACUCCUGGCCGAGCCGACCUAGACCCGCCAGUGGGCUUCCAGCACUAUCCAGACAUAUUCCAGGAGUGUGGGUGAUGGCCUCACAAGUUGUGCCAAAGGUGAAGAUCUCUGUGUUGCCUGGGCUGGGCUCUGCAGCGUCUCUGGAACAUCACAGCUGGACCAAGAUCGCGGUGAUUGUUUUGGGCCCUCAUCAGCUUGAUCCACUGAC
This is a messenger RNA of Suncus etruscus (white-toothed pygmy shrew), 1445 nucleotides long. Its product is annotated as zinc finger protein 764-like. The record is from RefSeq and is a predicted model, not a curated record. NCBI's taxonomy places the organism in Eukaryota, Metazoa, Chordata, Mammalia, Eulipotyphla, Soricidae. Gene Ontology annotation, molecular function: DNA-binding transcription factor activity; RNA polymerase II cis-regulatory region sequence-specific DNA binding. The coding region runs from base 131 to 1312 and encodes 393 amino acids. The transcript is spliced from 3 exons. Gene Ontology annotation, biological process: regulation of transcription by RNA polymerase II.